Messenger RNA from Lucilia cuprina (Australian sheep blowfly), 2213 nucleotides. RefSeq names its product protein suppressor of variegation 3-7-like. Gene Ontology annotation, molecular function: DNA binding. Lineage: Eukaryota; Metazoa; Arthropoda; Insecta; Diptera; Calliphoridae. Bases 147 to 1226 code for a protein of 359 amino acids. The record is from RefSeq and is a predicted model, not a curated record. The transcript has 3 exons.
CAGUCGUCACCGUUGUUAUUAUUUGUCGGCGCUGAUCUCUAGUAACUACUUUUCGGAACAAUUUAGUACUAUUUGUAAAUAUACAAAGUCGACAUCAUAUAAAUUUCUUCAAAUAAUUUAAUAGUAAUAUAUAUUAUUUUAAUAUUAUGAAUAAAUUAAGUUUCCACAGCGAUCCUCAUGAUCCAGAAUGGAAAGUAACAAAAUUGAAAACUGAACCGGGAACCGUUAAAGAUCAUCACAAUACUUCAUCGAGUAAGGUGAAGUAUUCGCAAAAGUUUUGUGAGAAAUGGUUGAGCAUAUUCUCGCCAUGGCUGUCACGUUGCGAAGACGACCCAAAUAAACCAUUUUGUCGAGCAUGUCAAUGUCGACUGGACUGCAAUAGAUGUCAUUUACAGAGACAUGAAAGGACCAGUAAACAUGCACGUAAUCUGGAAAUAUUAGUGAAUAAGGGUGAAGGGGCAGCGCGUCAAAACCUUAGUAUACGUCAAGAGCGCAGUAAGUACUACCAACAGCGCAAAAAGAUCUGUUCAUCGGUUGGCUCGCAGGAAGAUUCUGAAAUGGGAAUGGAGGAUUAUAUUGAUGAGGCGGAUCAGGGGACGGAAUAUGGAUUUGAGCAAACGGACACAAACUCAGAGGAUCAGUAUACUCAUGAAGAGAGCAUUUGCAAACAGGAAGCAAUAACUGUAGAUGAAAUGAAUCAUCAUAUGAUCGUGGCACGUUCAGCAACGAAAAAUAAUGUUGGCCGCCCACGUAAAGUUAUCAAAACAGUUGAAAAUAGUAGUGUCCAUGGCGUAGAGGAAGUUGUAGAUAGAAAAGAUCCUAUGAAACGUUUGAUGCAAAUUCAAAGGGACAAGAGUGAAUUAAUGGAUUCGUUCAAAGAACUAAUGGGUAGUUCUGCGCCGCAUCUCUCUCCUCCCAGGGAAAAAAAUCACGUUGAUUUAUUUUUUGAGAGCGUAAGUUCCAGUGUAAAGGCUCUUUCGCCAAAAUUAAUUGCUGAAACAAAGAUGAGAGUGUCCCAAUUGAUAUGUGAAUUGGAGCUGCGAGCUCUAACGGAGAAUGAGCAGGCUAAUAAUGCCCAAAAUCCUAGUUCAACUGUUGUUGUUUCACAAGAGAGCAGUGGUGGAAGUUAUAUUAUAAACCAACCAGUCACACAUGUCUCUUCAAAUCAUCAGUCCGAUACCCACCAACAAGUUAAUGAAGCUCAUCAUUAUGAAGCCUUAAGUUAAAAGAUUUCUCAUUAUUAUUUUAAAUCGUAUUGGUUAAUUCGAUAUAUAUAUGUCUUAAUAUUAAAUUCUUUAAACAUUUGCAUCAUAAAAACAAGAUUAUGAUAUAUAUUACCAAAAUAUAAUUUUUUAACUUUAAUUUAAAAGAAAGAAUUAGACUUUCAACUUUUUCGUAGAUUUCCGGUCAGUUUUGAACAUACAAUCUAUAUCUUCUUGCUCAAAAAAUACAUAAAUUAUGCGCAUUGUAUUUGUAAAUCCUCCACCAUCUUUCCAAGGCGAAAGUAUCACAACUGAAUCGCCACCUUUUAUAAUAUUCAUACGAUUAGCAACGUACAUGCAAAAUUGAACUCUGGCAUCUACUUCAUUCAACCAACUUUUUUGGGCAAUUUCUAUAAAAAUAUAUACUUGUAUUAAGUGUAGUUAUAGAUGGUAAAUUUGGAUUACGAUUGGUAAUUAAUUAAAUUUUUUUAAGUAGUUUUAUGGACUAGAAGAAAUUUUCUGUUCUUAGUAAUAGUUAUGGGUUACAAAGAAUAAAACAAAUAAAUCUAAUAUAAUUUUAAAUUACUAAUAUUAAUGAUCUUUACUGAACAGUUAGGUAAAACAUAUGAAUACAUAAUAACAUAAACUUCGUAGCCUGAUUUGCGAAAAGGCCUUACAACCACUGCAUUAAAAUACAUGCUCUCUAUUUUUAAAAACGAAAUUAAAUUCCAAAGGGCGUAACAACAAAUUAAUAAUUUUCACAAGUUAAAAAAAUCCUAAAAAGCAACAUAAUGGAUUAUAUCUGGCGGUACAGUUGUAUUCAAACGUGUCUGUCGAUGUUAAGAUACAAUACUUGUAAGAACAGUAGCUUUCAUUUUAUUAUUUUUUUUUUGUCUCUACUUUAAAAUUUUUAAAAGUGUUGUUACGCUCUUUAGAAUUUUAGGUGAUGACGUGCACAUAUUUGUGUUAAUAAUAAUUUAAUAAAAAUAUCUUUUAAAUAGUUCUUAUGUA